GAUGAUUGCAGAAAAAUGGCGAACAAGGACGAUUACAAGUACGAAGAGGUGGCGGGGGACGAAAAAGAAGCUGCUUUGCUGCCGGAGACCACUUUUGAUGCGGCCCGUGAGUCGGUACGCAUUUCUUCCAACAUGUUGAGUGCCAGUGCUCCUCGAAGACUGUUCCUGUAUUUGGCGGCAUGUGCAGGAAACUUGGCAGCCUUCACCUGCGGCCUAUCAUUCGGUUGGACGUCUCCGGAAAUACCUAAACUAAAGCAACUAGAUGGAAACCCGUUGGACCACCUCUUGACGAAACCUGAAGAAGGAUGGGUCGGAUCUUUCUUACCUCUCGCAGCAGCCUUUGGUCCCUUCAUAGCAGGAUUCAUCGUCGACAGAAUCGGCAGGAAAAAGACCCUCCUCAUAGGAGCAAUACCAUUCCUUCUGGCCUUUGUGACUAAUAUUGUCGCAGACACCGUCUACCACUUCUACUUGUCCAGGUUCCUUUGCGGAUUGGGCGUAGGAAUAAUCUUCACAGCUCUGCCCAUGUACAUCGGAGAAAUCUCAGAUGACGAAACGAGAGGCACCCUGGGUUCUUUCAUGCAGCUGUUCAUAGUUUUGGGCAUUCUCUUCUCCUACGCUUUGGGUCCAUACAUAUCCAUAUCAUCAUUCAACAUUGUUCUUCUGGUACCUCCAGCGCUCUUCAUCGUCCUAUUCUUCUUCUUCAUCCCCGAGAGUCCGUACUAUCUGAUUCAAAAUAACGAAAACGAAGCCGCGGAAGAGGCCUUGAUAAAGCUGAGAGGAAAGAGUAAAAACGCUGUGCAGAAAGAAAUAGAGAUUGUGCGAAUUCAAGCCGAAGCCGACCAAAAAAAUAAGGCAAGCUUCUUCGAUAUCUUCAAGUCCAAGGGAUUGACCAAGGCAUUGUUUCUGUCAGUCAGUUUGGUCGUUUGGCAGCAGUUGAGCGGUAUUAAUAUCAUCCUCUUCUACGCUCAGGACGUCUUUACAGAUGCGGGAGUAUCUUUGGCGCCAGAAAUUUGCACUAUCCUCAUUGGAAUAGUCCAGGUGAUUUCCAGUGGGGCGACCCCCUUGCUUGUGGAGAAAAGAGGAAAGAGGUUCCUGCUGAUCCUCUCAGGUAUCGGCAUGACUCUGGCGCAAGCAGCAAUGGCGUACUUCUUCUUUCUGAAGGACAUUCAGCACAGUAACGUUUCCAAACUAUCUUGGCUGCCGAUAGCCAGUUUGGUGCUCUUCAUCGUAACCUAUUGUCUUGGUUUCGGGCCUCUUCCUUGGGCUGUAAUGGGAGAACUGUUUCCUGGAAACAUCAAAUCGGCGGCUUCUACAGUCACAGCUUCAGGUUGCUGGGUUUUGGGUUUUUUCUUGACGAACUAUUUCGGAGCCGUCAUUGAUAUGCUCGGUGAUUCGGGCAAAUCGAUUUCUUUCGGAUUCUUCGGAGUAUGCUGCUUCAUUUCUGCUGUCUUCGUCUACAAGUUGUUGCCGGAAACGACGGGAAAGAGUUUACAAGAAAUUCAAGAUAUCCUGAGUGGUGAUGCAGAUGAGAAAUGAGUCUGUUGUUUUAUAACAUUCUAUUUAUUGUUUUUAUCAACGUGAGUUUAGAUGAUUGAAUGUUCCAUACAAGAUGAUUUAAAUCAAUUGAAGACUUUGGGUUACUACGAAUAGUAGAAUAAUGAAUGAGAAAGAUGAAAUUGAUAGAUAGUGAUUAGUGAGUUUAAAAAAGUGCUGUAAUUACGAUUACACACAAAUUAAAAUUUUUCCUGCUGGUUGAGGAUUAGCCUCUCAGGUAUUCUCCAGUCUGAAUUUUGAAUCAUCUUGUGUACCAUUCAAUCUGUAUAUAUUGAAGAACUGAUUUAUUCAAGUAUGUUUCAGUACUUGACAAUGUUGAAUGAAUUAUUGAUUUUUGACAUAAUUUAUGUACAUAAUGAACAAUUUGUUAAUUAUUCUAUAAAGAUUAUAUUAAAUGUUUUUCAUAAUCUA
Messenger RNA from Leptinotarsa decemlineata (Colorado potato beetle), 1965 nucleotides. Its product is annotated as facilitated trehalose transporter Tret1. The record is from RefSeq and is a predicted model, not a curated record. NCBI's taxonomy places the organism in Eukaryota, Metazoa, Arthropoda, Insecta, Coleoptera, Chrysomelidae. Gene Ontology annotation, cellular component: membrane. Gene Ontology annotation, molecular function: sugar transmembrane transporter activity. Gene Ontology annotation, biological process: carbohydrate transport; transmembrane transport.